Messenger RNA from Conger conger (European conger), 2662 nucleotides. It is a transcript of the gene glra1, whose product is annotated as glycine receptor, alpha 1. The transcript is spliced from 10 exons. Bases 741 to 2123 code for a protein of 460 amino acids. Gene Ontology annotation, cellular component: postsynaptic membrane; plasma membrane; synapse. Gene Ontology annotation, molecular function: extracellularly glycine-gated chloride channel activity; transmitter-gated monoatomic ion channel activity; glycine binding. The record is from RefSeq and is a predicted model, not a curated record. NCBI's taxonomy places the organism in Eukaryota, Metazoa, Chordata, Actinopteri, Anguilliformes, Congridae. Gene Ontology annotation, biological process: regulation of membrane potential; signal transduction; chloride transmembrane transport.
CCCUAACUGUCACAGACAAUGGAACUAGCUCUAUGCAGCAGUAACAAGCAACUCCGGGGAAAUAACCACAUAGAAAAUAAGACUACCUGCGGAACCACAUUAGUUAGCUACGACGAGGCGCCUGUAACUAUGCGUGGCUUCAGAGCAACACCGCUUUCAGUGGGAUUUAAAUGAACGAAAGCUUGAGGAAAAUACAUUGCUACGUAUGUAUAUAUUUCGUGACAAUACCCUGGGAUUCGGUUAAUGUAGGGCUGUAAUCGACGUAGCUAUAGGUGUUUUAACAUUGACAUUGCAACGCAGCACACUUGCGACCAUACAAAAAAGAAGAUAAUAAGAAAACCAAGGACCAUUUAUACCUUCAUUCAGCAAGUAAGCCCAAAGAAUCGCUGUUAUGGAUUGCAUAUAGUAAAACUCGGAAAUACCUUUUUUAUUUUUUUAUUUCUUGAGUAACGUUACUGUGCUGAAACUCCAGAAUCUCGACAGUGCAAUUUAGCAAGCUGUCUGUGUCUCUAUCCAUGGUCCUGAAACGAGUGCCCUCACCAAGGGUAUACAAAUUGCUAUCCAUAGUCCGGAGGAAAGGAUUUUGUCGCCUUUUUUGAAUAAUUGUGGUUAGCCUACGGUUUGGAAUCUGAAUUACGCAUCCGAAGAAUUGCUCACCUUGGAGGUGCGGUAUCCAAAACGGAAUUAAUCUCAGUGAAUACUGCUGUGGCUAACUCAUCUAUUCUCACAACACCGGCAAAAUGUACCGAUUUAACGCUCUUGGGAUCUAUUUGUGGGAAACUAUAGUAUUUUUCAGCCUGGCAGCCUCAAAGGAAGCAGCAGCCCGCAAAGCCACCACCCCGAUGCCCCCCUCCGAGUUCCUGGACAAACUCAUGGGAAAAGUGUCAGGUUACGAUGCAAGAAUCAGACCAAAUUUUAAAGACCCACAAGGCUCCAAAUCGGAAGCUUCACACAAGAAAGGUCCCCCUGUAAAUGUAACCUGCAACAUAUUUAUUAACAGUUUUGGGUCCAUUGCUGAAACAACAAUGGACUACAGAGUGAACAUUUUCCUGAGACAGCAGUGGAAUGACCCUCGCCUGGCCUACAGUGAGUACCCUGAUGACUCAUUGGACCUGGACCCUUCUAUGUUGGACUCCAUUUGGAAACCUGACCUGUUCUUCGCCAAUGAAAAGGGAGCCAAUUUCCACGGCGUCACCACGGAUAACAAGUUGCUGCGGAUUUCUAAAAACGGGAACGUCCUGUACAGUAUAAGAAUAACAUUGGUUCUGGCCUGCCCUAUGGACCUGAAGAAUUUCCCCAUGGAUGUACAGACCUGCAUUAUGCAGCUGGAGAGCUUCGGCUACACCAUGAACGACCUCAUAUUCGAGUGGGAUGAGAAGGGAGCGGUGCAGGUGGCGGAUGAUCUGACUUUACCUCAGUUCAUACUGAAAGAAGAGAAGGACCUACGGUACUGCACCAAGCACUACAAUACAGGGAAGUUCACCUGCAUUGAAGCCCGUUUCCACCUGGAGAGGCAGAUGGGAUACUACCUGAUCCAGAUGUACAUCCCCAGCCUGCUAAUCGUCAUCUUGUCCUGGGUGUCCUUCUGGAUCAACAUGGACGCCGCUCCAGCACGAGUGGGACUGGGAAUCACCACUGUGCUCACCAUGACCACUCAGAGCUCAGGCUCCAGGGCCUCACUGCCUAAGGUCUCCUAUGUGAAAGCCAUCGACAUCUGGAUGGCAGUGUGCCUGCUGUUCGUGUUCUCCGCCCUGCUGGAGUACGCCGCCGUCAACUUCAUCGCACGGCAACACAAGGAGCUGCUACGCUUCCGCAAGAGGAGACGACACCUCAAGGAGGACGAGGCCGGAGAGGGCCGUUUCAGCUUCGCCGCCUACGGCAUGGGCCCAGCCUGCCUGCAGGCCAAGGAUGGCAUGGCCAUCAAGGGCAACAACAACAACGCACCGACCUCCGCCAACCCGCCGGAGAAGACCGUGGAGGAGAUGCGCAAGCUCUUCAUCGGCCGCGCCAAGAGGAUCGACACCGUGUCCCGCGUGGCCUUCCCUCUCGUCUUCCUCAUUUUCAACAUUUUCUACUGGAUCAUAUACAAGAUAAUACGCAGCGAAGAUGUGCAUAAGCAGUAAACGCUGAAGAGGAAAAUAUAGCCUGAACCCCUCCCCGCUCCCUCGAUCCCCCCCCCACUUCGCUCCUCUGUUCCCCCCUUCCCUGCUCUCUCUUCUUCCACGCUCAUUCGCUUCCCAGUGGCAAUUCCUUGGCAGAGGUAUUUAUCGAUAUUUAUCGUGGGGUUUUACUUUUUUUCUUCUUCCCCCCCCCCCCUUUUGUUCUGAAUAAUCCGGACUUGUGCAAUAGCAAUGCAGUAAAAUGCAUGAAAUAUGAAUGUGGCAAUAUAUUUACAAAAGAGAAUUUAAAAAAAAGAGUAAAUAUUAGACUUACAAAAACAUAGAAGAACUUCUAAACCUGGCGGGAGAAAAAAUGUAUCUGGAGUGAAGGAGAUGCUCUUCCAAGACAAACCCUGCUUUACGAGAAUAAUAAGGGCAGAACCUACAGCACUGUAAUAUAGUACAUAUACAAGUAUUUCUUCAAGGCGAGUCUAUUGGACAUAGAGGAUUUUUAAAAAUUCCGAGACAGGUUGGUGCUUCCAACAAUAAAGUGAUGCAAAAGA